AGUUCCUUUAGUUUUUCUUGAGACAUGGAGUACAGAAAGCGGGUGGACGCGCUAGUGUUUUUCUCGUUUCUUCUCGUCGGAUAUUUUGCUGCUCAUGCGUAUGAUGAGAAGGGUCAUGUCACGGAUGAAGUCGCUGUUCCUGCUCCAUCUGAAGGAGGAGUUAUGCGAGCAACAGGGGCACAUUGUGAAGUAUCUGUUCCGUGCAAAGAUAAAAGGUGCUACUGCUGCGUUGGGGGUAGAAUUGAUGAGUGUUACCUAACAAUGCCUUUCUGUAAUUAUGCCUGCUUCUAAACACAAACUAAGAUCGCUAUUGUUAUACACAAUGUAAUAACGGUAGGCAAUGCUAUUAAUAAUAUAUAGAGGGAUUUUUAAUUUC
This is a messenger RNA of Zea mays, 376 nucleotides long. RefSeq lists its product as uncharacterized. The transcript has 2 exons. Bases 25 to 291 code for a protein of 88 amino acids. The record is from RefSeq and is a predicted model, not a curated record. NCBI's taxonomy places the organism in Eukaryota, Viridiplantae, Streptophyta, Magnoliopsida, Poales, Poaceae.